This is a messenger RNA of Haliotis rubra (blacklip abalone), 2043 nucleotides long. Its product is annotated as cytochrome P450 2J6-like. Bases 299 to 1774 code for a protein of 491 amino acids. Gene Ontology annotation, biological process: xenobiotic metabolic process. The record is from RefSeq and is a predicted model, not a curated record. The transcript is spliced from 5 exons. Gene Ontology annotation, molecular function: oxidoreductase activity, acting on paired donors, with incorporation or reduction of molecular oxygen, reduced flavin or flavoprotein as one donor, and incorporation of one atom of oxygen; heme binding; iron ion binding. Lineage: Eukaryota; Metazoa; Mollusca; Gastropoda; Lepetellida; Haliotidae. Gene Ontology annotation, cellular component: intracellular membrane-bounded organelle; cytoplasm.
UGGAAGGCAAAUACGUAUACUGACGGUGUGUUGUGCCUAUGCUUAAUUUCUGGAGCUGGGGCAAUAUAUUACUCUCAUAUACUUUAUUCUCCAGGGUCUGGGAGACAGUCCUUGGCCACUCCACACAUGUACAAGACAUGUGCAUGACAUGCACCUGUUUUGGCUGACUCACUCUGAAAACAUUGAUAACCGGCAGUGUUAUAAAUCAGUCAGUUGUGUGAAUGUACCACUUCGCAGCUAUACUCAGUCUCGCUCUCUCGUGUCAGGUUUUAGACAGCCUGGAACCUAGCGGACGACGAUGUGGGAUUUCGGAGUUACAACAGUUGCCUUAUUUCUGGUCGUGGUACUGGUAGUGUUAUGGCUGUCAACGCGGCGCCCACCUGGACUGCCCCGAGGCCCCCCUCUCCUUCCGUUCGUGGGGAACGCCCUGUCCAUGGACUCUGAUCCCCGGGUCUUGUACAAGAACCUCCGACAGAAGUAUGGCGACAUUUUCAGUCUGUAUGUUUUCCACAAGCCUCUCAUCGUCCUCAACGGCUACAACGUUAUUAAAGAAGCCAUAGUGAAGAACGCCGACGUCUUCUCCGACAGACCGCGAUCCUUUUUUACCGAUUUCUUCUCAAAGGGAAAAGGAGUAGUCGGAACCUCCGGGGACUUGUGGCAUGAACAGAGACGAUUUGCUCUCAAUGCUCUGCGAGAGUUUGGAAUGGGAAAAAACAUCAUGGAGGACAAAAUACACGAGGAAAUUGCUCAGUUUAUGGUUGCCCUGGAGGAAGAGAAAGGCCGGGGUUUCAACAUAGAGCGUCUUGUGCAGAAUGCCGUAUCAAAUGUCAUCUGUUCCGUUGUCUUUGGCAAACGUUUUGAAUAUACCGACCAUGUCUUCGUCAAAUUUCUGAAAGCAUUGGAUGUUUUUUUUAAAAAUAGCGCAUUGUCUGGAAUACUAAACGUUUUUCCUGCUGUGCGAUAUUUGCCUGGAGACCCAUUCAAGUUCACAAAAACAAUGGACAGCAUAGAUAUUGUGGAUAAUCUACUGAUUAAACCUUUCAUUAAGGAUCACUUAAACGAUCACGAUUAUGAAAAUCGGGACGAUUUCAUCCAUGUAUACUUUAAGGAGAUGCGACGUCGCCAACAGAAACAAGAAACAACUACGUUAGACUUGGAGAAUCUGGCGCAGAUUAUUAAUGAUCUGUUCACUGGAGGCACGGAGACGACGUCCACCACUAUACGCUGGGCGCUGGUCUACUUCCUGAACUACCCGGAUGUGCAAGAAAAGUGCUUCCAAGAGAUUCUGGAAAACGUUGGUCAGAGCAGACGACCAUCCAUGAAGGACAAGACGAACCUUCCUUACGUGGAGGCCACCAUCUUGGAAACCUUAAGAUACGCUGACAUUUUCCCUACUAAUCUCCCUCACUCAGUUCCACAUGAUGUACAGUUCAGGGGAUUCACCUUCCCGAAAGGCGUCACAGUCAUGUUGAACCUUGAUUCAGUCCUCCAAGACAAGGAUGUAUGGGGAGACCCGCAAAACUUUCGGCCGGACCGUUUCCUCGAUGACGCAGGCAAGAUUCAGAAGAGGGAGGAAUUUAUCCCCUUUUCUUUGGGACGAAGGGUUUGCCCGGGGGAGUCAAUGGCCCGGAUGGAGCUCUUCCUCUUCCUCACCACCAUGAUUCAGAGAUUCAAGUUCGUCCCAGUGAACGGGGAAAAGCCUCCAAUGGAAGGAACACUGGGUUUAUCAUAUUCGCCAAAGGAAUUCAAACUAAACAUUAUCCCCCGAAACUAAUAUUGUUUGGAUCAUCACAAUGUUAAAAAGGAUCGGGUGAUCAUCGUCUCCCAAUUGCGUGAUGUUGAUCACUGGAUUGUCUGGUGCAGGCUCGACCAUUUACUAAUAUCGCUGAAUGCGGAGUUAAACAACCUAGAUUCUAUGAGUUUUCCAACAUCGUGAUUUUUUGUUUGUAUCUAAAUGUUUAAAUCAAAGAUAUCAAAUGUUUUGGGAAUCUUAUUUAACAUUAAAAAAAUUGUAUCAAAUGAAUAAAAUCAAUAAGCAUAUAA